AUAAAUGAUCCAUUGUGCGACUAGCCUAGUUACUGUACAUUUUUCAAAAUCAAAUAAGCGCGACUCAAUUCCUCAUCACAUAUCGUGUGAAGUGAACAAUCCCAGUAACUCCCAUUUCACUCUCCCCCAAAAUCACAAAUUUGAAACUCAAAUUUCAAAACCUGCCCUUUUUUUUAAAAUCAAUUUCUUUUCAUCUUCCUCACCAAAAAAAAACCAAUCCAAAAUCAACAACAAAAAACCAAUCCAAAAUCAACAACAACAACAAAAAACAAGAAAUGGGGUGUGUUUCUUCAACUCUGCUAAACCAAGACGAAGAUUUCCCCCAAAUCGGAAGCGCCGCCUUUAGCCACCACAUUGUAUCGCUCACCUCCACCACUUACGGCCUUCUUUCACUCGAUGCACCGCCUUCUUCUUCCCCUAUGACACCGCCAAAGCCACUCCCUCGCUUCACUCUCACCCCCAAAUCUCUCUCCGUUGACCCACCUCCAUCUGCUACAGAAGUCAUCAACUCUUGGGAACUCAUGGCUGGUCUUGACUCUACCACCCCUGAUAGUACCAAUCACAACAAUAACGACGGAAGUUUCCGAUUUUCUCUACCUUCAUCAAACUCAAAACCUUUUACUUUUACCGGCACCCCUAAUUUCUUCUCUGAUAAACUUAAAGAAAAUUCGAACCCGAAUACCCGGGUUCGGAGGCCCAGGCAACUGUUUCCUGACCCGGAUGCAGGGGUAACGAAAACAACGAAAUGCGACAAUGUUGCUAAUUCUAAACUUGACCAGUUUGAAUUGCUUUGUCCACCGAAUGGGGAAAACAAAGUAGUGCUCUACACUACGACUCUGAGAGGGGUUAGGAAAACAUUCGAAGGAUGUAAUGCGGUUCGAUCUGUGAUUCAAGGUCUGGGUUUCGCCUUUUGCGAAAGAGAUAUUUCAAUGGAUCGCGGUUUAAGGGAUGAAUUAAAGCAAUUGUUAGCACCACUGAAGAAGAAUGAGGCGGCAGCGGCGGCGCAACUACCCUGUUUAUUCAUAAAGGGGCGGUAUAUUGGGGGAAAAGAUGAAGUGUUGAAAAUUCAUGAAGAAGGCGGCCUUGUUGAUCUGCUUCAAGGCCUUCCCAGAGUCGAGGCCGGUGUCGUCUGCGAGGGGUGCGGCGAUGUAAGGUUCUUGCCUUGCUUUCAGUGUAAUGGGAGCUGUAAAUUGGUGGUGGUUGUUAAAGAGGUUGAUGAUGAAGAUGAGGAAAGUAUUAAUAAGAAUGGUUAUUGUAAUAGUAAUAGUAUUAGGAGGACUGUUGUGAUAAAAUGUCCAGAUUGUAAUGAGAAUGGUUUGGUUCUCUGCCCUAUUUGCAGUUGAUCAAUAAAUUAUUAAUUUGUAAGUUCAUAUACAAA
Molecule: messenger RNA, 1378 nt
Organism: Spinacia oleracea (spinach)
Lineage: Eukaryota; Viridiplantae; Streptophyta; Magnoliopsida; Caryophyllales; Amaranthaceae
Exons: 1
Coding region: 276-1343 (355 amino acids)
Source: RefSeq, a predicted model, not a curated record